AUGGAGAAGGAAGCAGCUGAUUAUGUUGUUGAUGCUGAGAAGCUCAGAUUUGAAUUCCUUCAAGUCCUGCGUGGUAGAAGAACUGCUGAAGUUCUAUUGACUGUGGAGCCUGCAAAGCCAGUGAAGGAUCCCUUGUUUCAAGAGUAUACACGGCCAACAUUCAGUGAGGCAAUGGUGUCUUGUCCGAAAGUAGAGAUUGAAAAUUUCAAAAGUCUACUCAAAGAGGAGAAUCUUUAUUUGACUACUGAGGCUGGAGAGCAAGGUCGUUUGCCGGUGCUGAUUCUGAGUAUGAAAGGGAGCGAAGAAAGAAGGCCUGCUAUCGUUUUUCUGCAUAGCACACAUAAGUGUAAAGAGUGGCUGCGACCAUUGCUCGAGGCAUAUGCUUCACGGGGAUAUGUAGCAAUUGCAAUUGACUCUCGUUACCAUGGUGAACGAGCCAUCAAUAUCACUACCUAUCGAGAUGCUCUUAUAUCAUCAUGGAAAAAUGGUGAUACAAUGCCAUUCAUAUUUGACACGGUCUGGGAUUUGAUAAAACUGGCUGAUUAUCUUACUCAGAGGCAGGAUAUAGACCCUACCAGGAUAGGAAUUACUGGAGAAUCAUUGGGAGGAAUGCAUGCAUGGUUUGGUGCAGCUGUUGACACCCGAUAUUCAGUGGUUGUCCCAAUAAUUGGUGCGCAGGGGUUUCGUUGGGCCAUAGACCAUGAUAAGUGGCAAGGUCGAGUUGAAAGUAUAAAGCCUUUAUUUGAAGAGGCACGGAAAGAUCUAGGCAAGAAUGCAAUUGAUAGAGACGUGGUGGAGAAGGUCUGGAAUAGGAUUGCACCUGGUUUGGCUUCUUCCUUUGAUUUGCCAUAUACAGUUCCAGCCAUUGCACCACGGCCUCUGCUGAUUGUUAAUGGUGCAGAAGAUCCUCGCUGUCCACUUGCAGGUUUGGAAGUUCCCAAAUCAAGGGCAAUUAAGGCUUAUGGAGAAGCACAUUCUCUAGAUAAAUUUAAGCUGGUUGCUGAACCUGGAAUUGGACAUCAAAUGACACCAUUCAUGGUAAAAGAAGCAAGUGAUUGGUUUGACAAGUACCUUAAGAAAUAA
Dovyalis caffra is the source of this 1083-nucleotide messenger RNA. NCBI's taxonomy places the organism in Eukaryota, Viridiplantae, Streptophyta, Magnoliopsida, Malpighiales, Salicaceae. The record is from the annotation of a GenBank genome assembly.